Messenger RNA from Sapajus apella (tufted capuchin), 345 nucleotides. Its product is annotated as chromosome unknown C7orf66 homolog. The record is from RefSeq and is a predicted model, not a curated record. NCBI's taxonomy places the organism in Eukaryota, Metazoa, Chordata, Mammalia, Primates, Cebidae.
AUGAUGGCUGUGAUGUCACCCAAUGGUCUUUCUCAACUCCCUGUACUUCAUCUCCCUCAUCAGAGCCUUUGGAGCCUCAGUUGCUUUGCAAUGAUGUUUCAGGCUGUACUCAGCCUUUCUGCACCACAAAUGUCAUGCCUUCUCAAGUGUUUUUAUGCCCUGUACCCAUUGCAUCCAGUGAUGUCAGGGGAAUUCUCAGCUUAGUAUAGUCACAUGAUGGAUCAGAGAUACAGAACUAGAAUUCAUGAGGGAUACAUAUCUCAAGCGAAAGGUGGAUAUCUAAGGAUUGUCCUCAAGAAACCAGUGAGUUAUACAAAAUCUUUACCAAAGGAAAUAGAAAAUUGA